CCGAAAAACGGCGAAGUUUCGAUGCUGCGUCGUGAUAGUGAUACAGCGUGUUAUUCCUUUUUAUAUAACUCAUAAUAAAUAACACUAAAAAUACAUAAUAGGUGACACUUACGUGAGUUGACCACCAGGAUGCCUGUUCUCUACCCAAGCCUGCCGCAUGGGAUGCCAGGCAGUGGCAGCAGUGGUUUGAAUCCCAGUCUAGGCCUUGGUUUCCACAGCAUGGAGAGUUCGCUCGAGGCAGCGGGAAUGUUAGUGGACAAGCACAUGAAUGUUGACAGGAAUUACCCAGAGCUGUCUGACUUAUUACAGACUCCGGCACAUGAUUGCCCGACUGUGAGUGGACUCAACGACUAUGACUACCCAAGCCUCGGUGUGCCGAGCCCAGCUCUGCCAUCUCUACCCCAGACGAAUUUUGCCAAGAAGGUGCCUCUGCCACCUGAACUCGUUGAGCAGUUUGCACACAUGCAAUGUAAUUGCAACAUGGGACUAUUUCCUGAAAUCAGUAGAGCGUGGCUGACUAUUGAUAGUGACAUAUUCGCCUGGAACUACGAAAAUGGGAGCGAUCUGGCGUACUUUGACGGACUGAACGAAACGAUUCUCAGCGUCGCACUCGUCAAACCGAAACCACGAAUAUUCCAGAGCCACAUAGAGUUCCUGCUCUGCUUGGCGACACCUGUGGAUAUUGUUCUUCUGGGCGUGAGCUUUGCACAGUCCCAAGAGGGUAUGGUGGGCGGCGGUGAGCAGCCAGGCCACGCUGAGAUGCACCUGCUGCCGGAGCCGCUGUUCUCGAUACCGACGGACAACGCGUACGUGACGAGCGCGCGCGGCACUGACGACGGACGCAUCUUCCUCACGGCUCGGGAUGGAUGCCUCUACGAGCUCUUCUACCAGGCCGAGGAUGGCUGGUUCAGCAGGAAGUGUAGGAAGAUCAACCACUCGCACAGCCGAUUGUCGCUGUUCCUCCCCGCGUUCAUCAACUUCUCGUUCUCCGACGAAGAUCCGCUGGUACAAAUCGACACGGACGAUGCGAGACACAUUCUCUACACGCGUUCAGAGAAGGGAACGAUACAGGUGUUUGACCUGGGCAGGGAUGGCCUGGGAAUGACCAAGGUGGCUUCUCUCACGCAGCAGUCGAUUCUCUACAACGCAUCGCUCAUCGCAAGAACGAUAGACAAGUCAAACUUCAAGCCUAUAGUACACAUUGCAGCAUUGAAAGGCAGUGAGUCAGCCAACCUUUAUCUGCUGGCAAUCACACACACAGGUAUACCCCCACCCACUACGACCGUGGUGCUGGACGGGCGAUCGUGGGCGCUAGCCGAGGUCGAGUCGGCGGCGUUGCCAUGGAGCUACGUGCCGACGGAGUUUGCGGCGUGGCGACGACCCGACCCGCCCGCCGUCGUCACGCAGCACGUGUUCCCGCCGCGACGCUUCGUCAUCCUCACCCGCCAGGGUAGCUAUCUGUUUGACUUGCUGAGACCAGUGGACCAGCUGAAACAGCUUCUGGUGAGGAACAGCGGGCCGGACUGUGAGGCAGUGAAGGCCUUCUUCACACUACACCAGACGACCGUGGUGCUGGACGGGCGAUCGUGGGCGCUAGCCGAGGUCGAGUCGGCGGCGUUGCCAUGGAGCUACGUGCCGGCGGAGUUUGCGGCGUGGCGACGACCCGACCCGCCAGCCGUCGUCACGCAGCACGUGUUCCCGCCGCGACGCUUCGUCAUCCUCACCCGCCAGGGUAGCUAUCUGUUUGAUUUGCUGAGACCAGUGGACCAGCUGAAACAGCUUCUGGUGAGGAACAGCGGGCCGGACUGUGAGGCAGUGAAGGCCUUCUUCACACUGCACCAGGAGGCCCAGGCCGCCGCUACAGCCCUCAUCCUCGCUUGCUCCAAGGCUGCCGUCGAUCAACAGGUGUGUGAGUGGGCGACGCGAGCCUUCUUCCUCUACGGGGGUGAACCGAGGAUGGUGUUCCCUGCGGUCGCGGACGGACAGGGAUCGCAGACCGUGCUGCAGCCUACCAACCUCAUCGGUGCUGGCGCAUUCAGUUCUCCUAUGGAAGGCAGCACCACCUUCAUGGGUAGUCCUGCUACGGUGGGAAGAGGUUUCAACCCGCAGCAGAUGUCGACGCCCAACGUUGCAUUCAGCACGCCUGCGAUGCGUUCCGGCGGCUUCCAGCAGGUGGCGCCGCCGACGGUGUCGUCGUCGUCGUACGGCCAGCAGCAGCUCGGACCGGAGGUGCAGUUCUCCGGCAAGCACAGCGGCAUUCAUCUGUACUUCUGCAGGAUCCUCGGUGCUAUGUGGGAGUCCAGACUAGUAUCAGAUUUCCCAUACCAGACCUCACAAGGUCAGGCCAUUUACUUGUCGAGCAGCUACAGCAGCGAAGAGCUAGGCUGGUACGUCGAGCAGCUCACCGCUCUCAAGCUGUUCCUCGAGAGAAACCAGCAGUUCAGCAGCAACAACGCCACGCCCGACAGGGGAGGGAUGCUGCCGCAGAACGUGCAUCAGCGCAUGCUCAGCUUCAUGCAGCCUGACGCGACCGUGUCCGUAUCGGCCGCCGGACACAUGGACCAGGUCCAGCAGCAGCUGCAGUCCAAGUACCAAGCUGAGGCUCAGGCGCAGGAGAAGAGCUCGUUGAUGAACCUGUAUCGUCUCGUUGUGCGAGCGUGUGAGACAAUCGGUCUCUGGAAGAUCCUCUGUGACCAUCAGUUCCACAUCGUUGUAGCCAACCUCAGCCGGGAGAUGCAGUCUCAGCUACACACUCUCACGUUUAAGGAGUUUGUCAUCGCAGGCAAGGAGAUCGCGAACAGCCUGAUCCUGUGUCUGAUCAGCCGUUACCUUGGCGACAACGCGACGACAGACGCCAUUAGCAGCAGACUGCGCGAGGUGUGUCCGUCGCUGUACAGCCACAAUGACUCCGUCUGUGCGAAGGCGAGCGAGGUGCUGCAGAUGUCGAAGUCAACGCAGAACAAGCAGGACAGGCACGGCAUGCUGGAGGAGUCGCUGCAGAGAUACAAGGAGAUCUCCACGCAGCUCAACCUGCCACUCAUCUGCAGCCAGUUCCAGGAAGUUCACUUCUUCGCGGGCGUCGUCGACAUCUGCCUGACGGCGGCUACGAAGCGAGACCCGCGCGGCCUCGCGCUGCACUACUACAAGAACGGAGAGCCGCCCGACGACCAGCAGGGCAUGGAGGCAUUCGCCAUCAGGUCGGACUGCUACGCGUGUAUAACAGACACGCUGCGCAGGCUGCUGGAGAUAUGCAUGCAGCAUCCGCAGGCACCCAGCGUUCCCGUCGCGCCCGGCCCGCCGCCCGCUCCCGAUCACAACCGGCUGACACCGGCGCAGGCCGAGCAACAGAUGGAGAAGAUGCUGCAGAUGGCGCUGAAGUCAGAGGACGAGCUCUUCCACAUGGUGCUCUAUGAUUGGCUGCUUGAGAUGGAACUGACAGACAAGCUGCUAGAGAUCAAGUCUCCGUAUGUCGAGUCGUACCUGAAGAGGGCGAUGUCGCAGCGGCGGGAGCGCGACGACGACGACCUCGCGACCCUUGACCUUCUGUGGAAGUACUACGAGCGCAACCAGCGGUACAUGUCUGCGGCGCGCAUCCUAGCCAAGCUCGCCGACCGACAGGG
Molecule: messenger RNA, 3620 nt
Organism: Priapulus caudatus
Lineage: Eukaryota; Metazoa; Priapulida; Priapulimorpha; Priapulimorphida; Priapulidae
Product: nuclear pore complex protein Nup155-like
Exons: 30
Biological process (GO): transcription-dependent tethering of RNA polymerase II gene DNA at nuclear periphery; RNA export from nucleus; protein localization to nuclear inner membrane
Cellular component (GO): nuclear pore; nuclear pore inner ring
Molecular function (GO): structural constituent of nuclear pore
Source: RefSeq, a predicted model, not a curated record